AAAUAAAUAAAAUUCACAACUAAAUUAAGAGUAAACAUAAAUCAGUGGAAUUGACGACAAUAAUUUAUAUAGAAAAUAACAACAACAUUUUUUGUUUUUACUAAUUAAAAAUUCGAAUGCAAUUGUUAGCUAUUAGGAGAGGAGCGCCAACAAUAAUAACAGCAAUAACUUCAACAGUUAAAAGUAAAGCACGUUCAAAAAAAAAAUAUAAUCUUUGCUAGAGUUUAACACGAACAUGCCUGAAAUGAGUGUCUCUCCGCCGAUACAUAUAAUUGUAUACGUGUGCACGUUUACGUAUAUGCAUGUGUAUUGAUGUUGAACGAUGCAUUACUUAUGUUAGUAAGUACUUUGUAUACUUGUUUGACUGUGUAUGUUUGUAUUUCUGUUGAAGACAAACAAGUGAAAACGUUAUAAAACAAGCCAAACAACCGGAAACGGAAAGAAAAUUGCAAAAGAAAGAAGUUGUCGUAAGCAGACAGUUGUUGUUCCUGGCACUGCGUAUGUAUACAUGCGUGUCUAUCAUGCACAGCUUUUAUUAUUUUGUGCCUGUGCACAGCUUUGGCUGCACGUUGUUAAUGGUGCAUCGAUAAUUUGUUGUGUAACUAAGUAUCCCGACUGCGUACUUCAUUUUACUUUAUUUAUUUUUUUGUGUUUUAGUGAAAGAAAAAGUUUCUUAAAAAAAAUUAUAUAUACAUAAAUAAAUAAAUAAAAAAUAAAACAGUCAGUCUUCCACCCGUUAACAGAGUUUCAGACGUGCUUCUUGCCUCUACGUUUUCAUGUAUGUUUGUGUACAACUUCAAUAACAACAACAACAGCAACUAUUGUAAAUAUAUGAUGUGAGUGAAGGAAUUGUAAAUAGCAACAAAACUAACUAACUUACGACCAACAGUGAUAACAGCAACAAUAAUAAUAACCAACAACUACAACCAACACAGUUUAAAAGCAACUGUUACAUUCACAUCUUGUUAGAAGGCAUUGGACUUAUUUCGCGUGUAAUUAAAAGAAUAUCUAUCAACAACACGUUCGUUGCUUUUUUGUUUCAUUUUCAACGUUGCCUCUGUGCCUCUGUAGCACAAAUUUAAUGUUAAGCUUUUGCAUAUGGAAGGUGUUACGGCAAAUGCAACAUUAACCACACCAUCAGCACUACCGGAGACCAUAAUAUUUACGGUAUUCACAUUUAUUUCAAUGUUGUGAAUGCGAUUGCUCGUUAUAUAGCAGCUACUGUUUGCCAACUAAAACGACUGCCGGCAAUCGUUUACCAUCAGUCGAAUUGCGAUAACGUUGCUGAUGUAGUUGCUGCCGCUUCCUCCUACACUGGCUUAUACCACAUACAGCGUAUUCUACUACCUAAUUUAACACCACGCUCUGUUGACUUGGUUGCUAGUGACAGUGCAACAGCGAUGGGGCAAAUGAAUUGCUACAAAUGCAUGUUGCUCAGCAUGAUGAUUACGCUUUUGGCCCUUUUCAACGGUUUUAGCCAGUUUUUGGUGUUUGCUCAAGGUCACAGUCAACCUGACGAGCCAGAGCCAGAGUUUCUUUCACAAUUAUCAAAUAUGACGGUAGCUCAGGGUCGCGACGUAUCUUUUACAUGCGUGGUCAAUAAUUUGGGGCAAUACAGGGUUGCCUGGAUUAAAUCAGACUCCAAAGCAAUAUUAGGUAUUCACACUCAUAUGGUGUCCUUAAACCCCAGAUUAUCAGUGACACACAAUGGCCACAACACCUGGAAACUACACAUAUCACAUGUACAUCUAAACGAUUCAGGCAGCUAUAUGUGCCAAGUGAACACCGAUCCCAUGAAAAGUCAGUCUGGCUAUCUCGACGUUGUUGUACCGCCUGAUAUAUUAAAUCAUCCUGAUCAGAAUCUUGAAGAAAAUGUUACCAACGAAGGAGGAAUCAUAACUCUUAUAUGCAGCGCUACUGGUGUACCAAAACCUACAGUGCAGUGGCGUCGUGAAAACUUAAAGGAUAUCGUACUGCGCAUAGAAUCAAGAGAGAGGCAAGUGGUAAAGACGGUUGAAGGCGAAAAACUGGUGCUGGGUAAUGUUCAUCGUACGGACAUGGGUGGCUAUUUGUGUAUUGCAUCGAACGGCAUACCACCGUCAGUAAGCAAACGUUUCGAUGUGCAUGUAAACUUUCCGCCAUCCAUCAAAGCCGUAAAUCAGUUGGUGGCAGCCCCAGUCGAGCGAGAGGUAACGUUAGAAUGCAUUGUGGAGGUUUAUCCAAAACCAUUAAAUGGCUGGUAUCGCAACGAGGGAAACCUAAAACUGCACAACAGCAACAAGUACAACAUAUCGGAGGGCAUGAUUAACAUGUACACUUGGCAUCUUAAUCUGACGAUACGUCAUAUCAUGAAGUCUGAUUUUGGCGCUUACAGCUGCUCCAGCGUAAACGCUUUAGGCAAAAGUGAGGCCCGCAUUCGUUUGCAAGAGCUACGUUUGCCGCCAAAACCGACGACUACACCGACGCCAUACGUACACACCACAGCAACACCACGCCGCAAACCUCCAUUAAAUAUGAAUAAAGAUCUCAAUGAGGUUGUGCGAGCUAAGGGGACACAUUUCAGCAGCAACACAUUAAAGGAAAAUGAAAUUUCUAAUGGCAUCGUAAGCAGCAGCAACAGUGGAAAUAGUAAUAGCAACAGUGGCCGCAGUAGCAGUAGUGCCAGUGGUAGUAAUGUUUAUAGUAGCAAUAGAGAAAGUAGCACAAACGGAGUUGGCGUUGGCGUCUCGGGACCAAAUAACAUCAAUGCGGCAAAUGGUUUGAUUAACGGAGCGGAAGUUCAUACGCAGUUGCCAGCAAGAAAUAGCUACGAGAAGACGCAUAAAACUCCACCGGUAGUGCCGUCACCGCGAUCUCCUUGGGUUAUCACCAAUGAAGCAGUUACGAAACUCGGUAGCCAACGUACAGUUAACGUCGGUACGAGUUUAGUUGUGGCAUUAUGUACAUUUUUCUACGGCUCACAAAUCUACGCAAUAUCUACACCGAACUAACCUUAAAGGAAAAUAAUCAAACUUGGAAAAAUAAUAGAGAAAGAAAUGUAAUGUAACGAUAAUAUUUAACUGUUGAAUAAUGUUUAUAUAUAUAUAUAUAUAUAUAU
Molecule: messenger RNA, 3097 nt
Organism: Glossina fuscipes
Lineage: Eukaryota; Metazoa; Arthropoda; Insecta; Diptera; Glossinidae
Gene: DIP-lambda
Product: protein amalgam
Exons: 11
Coding region: 1401-2990 (529 amino acids)
Cellular component (GO): neuron projection
Source: RefSeq, a predicted model, not a curated record